Poecilia latipinna (sailfin molly) is the source of this 3512-nucleotide messenger RNA. RefSeq names its product glutamine-rich protein 2. Bases 284 to 3493 code for a protein of 1069 amino acids. The record is from RefSeq and is a predicted model, not a curated record. The transcript is spliced from 19 exons. NCBI's taxonomy places the organism in Eukaryota, Metazoa, Chordata, Actinopteri, Cyprinodontiformes, Poeciliidae.
CUGAAAGGUUCGUGACGAGUUUCCGCUGAAUGCUGCUAGCUUUGCAUGCGGAUCUUCUUUUCAGUUUAACGGAUCCAGGUUGGAUCAAAGUUCCGAGAUUCUCCCGCAGACGGAGUCCAGAGCCGCGGGGCUGCUCACUCGCACCAGAACCGGACUAGAACUACUUAUACCGAUCAGAACCGGCCCGUGUUCCGGUCCCAAAACCCGGGGAGGCUAAGGUCUCCUCGCCGCCGAUGCUAGCGUCUCUUUAACCGUCCAGCCGUUAGGUUCCGUUGGUCAAAACAUGGAGAAGAACAUCAGCCUGUUCGAGCUGCUCAACCUGUCCAUCGGUUCCCCUCACAAAAGUUCGGUGAACUUCAGCGCGCUCCACGCGCUGCUGCUGGAGAUGCUGAAGCUGCUGGACCUGCGGGAAGCCACGACCUGCUUCAAGUUCAGCCCUCCCGGGGACCGAGUGCUCGACGCCCCGCUGGGUGCUCCGGUGAAGGUUCCGACCCACCCCUCCGUGUCGGACCAGCUGGUUCCGCCUGGUUCCGACCUACAGAAACUGACAGACUCGGUCUCUGUUCUGGACGGAACCGGAGGGGACGACUUCCGAACCUCCGGGGACGGAGUGUCACAGGCCUUGAAUCUCAUCGAGGAACUGCAGAAGAACAGAGACGAUAUAAAACAGAAGACGGAGCACCUGCAGUCCAAGGCCUCGAACAUCAUUGAAGACCUGCAGAGGAGCAGUGCAAAUCUGAGGGAGAAGGCAGAGGAGCUGCAGCACAAGGCCUUGAAGGUCAUCGAGCAGCUGCAGGACAGCAAAGAUCUGAAGGAGAAGACCGAUGACAUGCAGCACAAGGGUGCAGCGGAGCAGAUGGAGAUACAGGCAGGCCUGGAGAAGUGCUGCCAACGUCUGGACGUCCUGGACAAGGCAGUGGAAUCCAUGCAGGAACUCUUCCAGAUGUAUCCGGACCCAGAGGAGCUCAACCAGUGUGUGACCUGGGUCCAGUUGGUUCAGAAGGACAUGGAUAUAGAGAAGGACCUGGUGACUUCAGAGGUUCUGGACCAGCCCUGGUUGGAAGAACAGGCUGGACCUGACCCCUCAGCGCCAUCCUCUGGUGUCCCAGUGCCAUCAACUGGUGUACUGGUGCAAUACUCCAGUGCCAAUGAGCCGUCCUCCACUGCCCCUGCGCUGUCCUCUGGUGCCUCUGUGCCGGCCUCUGGUGUUCCAGUUCCAUCCCCAGGUGCCUCUGCACCAUCCUCCCAUCCCUCAGCACCGUCUUCCGGUGCCUCUGCAGCAUCUUCUGGUACCACUGUGUUGUCACCCAGUGCCUCUGCACUGCCUUCUGGUUCCUCUUCACCGUCCUCUGGUGUCUCAGUGUCGUUGUCUGGUGGUCCGCUCCACACAGAUAGCUCCCCCCCGUCUGCUGCUCCAUCUUUUCCAAGCAUAUCUGCAGAGGAUCAGUCCUUGGAAGCAGCAGCAGACUCCACUCAAGCCUCCUCUGAUGGGUCCGAAGGCGGGACGAUCGCCGGGGACCAGGGCAGGGCCACAGAACCACAACCUGUGACCUCAUCUGUCCUUCCAGGGUCCACCCCAGAGACUGUACCACAGCCUGAACCACAACCUGGAGCAAAACCUGAACCACAACCUGGACCACAUCCUGGAACACAACCUGGACCACAACCUGCAGCACAUCCUGGACCACAACCUGGACCACAUCCUGGAACACAACCUGGACCACAACCUGCAGCACAUCCUGGACCACAUCCUGGACCACAAGCUGGACCACAUCCUGGAGAACACCCUGCAGCACAGCCUGGACCACAACCUACAAGGAUUCGUGGGGAUCUGAAGAGACUCUCAGACUCUCCUGAGAGUCGGACCCACAGCAUGCAGAUGGAGGAGUUUUUGAAGAACAUCAGGAAGUUACAAGAGAGGGUCACCCAGCUAGAGGCCCAUACAAGGAUUCUGGAGGAGCAGAAGGUGGACUGGACCGGGUUGGCCCAGUUUAUCAGCUCCAGAGGUUCUCUUGAAGUCCCUGGCAGCAUGAUGGAUCAGGUGCAGCAGCACCAAGCUCUGAUGGAGAACCUGAAGACCGAACACGAGAAGCUGGAGCAUCUGGAGGACAUGAUGGGCAACCUCAUGACCCAGGAGAUGGGCAGCAGCAUAGCAGAUCAUCUUGAUUCAGCGAUUAAAGAUCUCACUCAGCAGGUGUCUGACCUCAGGUCUUCCCUGGUUCAGGUGGAGCAGGAGGUGGAGCUCCUGAAGGAGAAGCAGGCUCAGAGUGAAGAGAGAGCUGCAGACCAUCUACAGGACCAGCUGAACGACCUGCGGGGGACGUUGGAGGACACCAUUGUGUCUCUGACGUCCCAGCUGUCCAGCAGCCUCCAGCAGGAGGUGGAGCAGGAGACAGAGAAGAUGGAGAAGCCGGAGGAGACGGAGGAGGAGGAAGAGGAAGAGGAGGAGGCAUUCAGCGACUCGGUGGAGGUGGGCCGGAAGCUCAGCCUGCUGUUCCAGAACUAUGAGCAGCUGGAAGACACGGUCAACCUGCUGGUCCAGCAGCAGCAGCAGGGCGCAGCUAGGGACGACCUGGACGAGGACCGAGACAUGGGCAGGAGCCUGGACCUGGUGUACGACGUCCAGAGGGCCAUCCAGGAACUGCAGGCCGAGUGCGAGCGCCUGCAGGAGGCAACGAGGAGUCUGCAUGAGGACAACCAGCAGAAGCAGGGACACAUCGAGGAGCUCUACAAGACGGCAGAGGAGCUGCAGGUGAAGAAGGCCGACAAGCUGAUGGUGGAGAGCGAGAUUAAAGCGGACAAGCUGGCCCUGGACAGCAAGGUGAGCCGUCUUCAGUUCGACGCAGCGACGGAGCAGCUGACCUCCAUGUUCCAUGAGCUGCUCAACAAGAUGACGGGUCAGGAGCACGACUGGCACCAGCUGGUGGACAAGCUGUCCACCGACAUGGAGUGCAAGCUGAACCGGAUGGAGUUGGACUCAGUGAAGCUGCAGCUGGAGGAGCGCUGGCGCAGCAUCCUGAAGAAGCUGCAGGCGCAGAGCGCGCCUCUGGAGGAUGACGCCGCCGGCAUCAGGAAGAAGCUGCUGGAGCGGUUCCACUGCCUGUCCUGUGACCGCGUCAUCAUGAAGCAGACCCCCGGCCCCAUCGUGCUGACCCUGCCGACUUUUCCUCCUUUCCCCCCGCCAAAGUCCGCCCGGCCGUGGACCAUGGAGCAGAUCCGCCAGCACUACCACAGCCUGACGCCCGGACCCAGCCAGCGCCGGGUCCAGCUGCAGAAGAACCACGCCGACAUGCUGCAGCAGCUAGACAGCAUCGAGCGCCAGCGCCGCCUCCGCCAGCGCCCCAACCGGGUCACUGAGGCGCCAGCCCGGCAAGCCCGGCCAGUCGGAGGGCCACACGCCAGCACGUCUGCGGGUCAGCGCCGCAGCGGCCCGCAGCACCACCGACUGACGACCCGGGCCGAGGACGAGAUCCUGAUGCAGGUGCGGUGGUAAAUUUAUUUUCCGGUUCGUC